Ostertagia ostertagi is the source of this 1560-nucleotide messenger RNA. The record is from the annotation of a GenBank genome assembly. Lineage: Eukaryota; Metazoa; Nematoda; Chromadorea; Rhabditida; Trichostrongylidae.
AUGAACUUCAAAAUCCAAUCAGUUAGAAGCAUAGCUCAAAUUAACCCAACUACGGCAGGAGACGUACUUAAUGGUCUCCAAAUGCAAAGAAAUUAUAAUAGACGAAAUUAUUUCGAUCAUAAUAUAGAUGGAACUUGUUAUAUUUUCACUCCAGUCAGAUCUGGGAAAACCUUUUACUUCAUACAACCAGCACGGCAAGACUUUAUUUUUAAUGCACCACCAAUUUUCCAUUCCGACUUAGCCAAAAUUUCAACAGAUAUAUACCUUAUCAAAAACCAUCUCGAUUCAAUUGAUAACACAUUUGCAACACAAACGAAAACCUCCACACGCAAUCUUGAAUCUAUAUCAGAGCAACUUGAUAGCGAGAUUACCAACUCUGCCGGAUUCUUGGAAUCCAAUGCAGCACACUUUCUUCAGUCACAGAAAAAAGGCAUACUUCAGUCCUUGGGUAUGCAUAAGCUAGUUAGAACUCUCGUUAUCACGUCAUUCUGUCUUCUUGUACUUAUCGUAAUAAUAGUCCUCUACUUCCAAUCAUCACUAAUCCGAAUUCUCUUUAACAUUAUCUUCCGAAUGCUCGCCAAUGCCGCCUUGUUCAUCGUAAACAACACUUGUAGACGCAAAUCCCCUCCCAAGGAGGAUACAUCGGAAGAGAGUCCUCCAAAUAACGGAGCCAACGAGCGUCCACGAGCAGCUGUAAGAAGAACUAGGCGAACAAAUGAACCACACACUACGCUUAACAUACCAGCAUUUUCGGACAUCUCACUUCAUACGGUGCCACCAUUUCGGCCAAUACCAGAACCAUCACGGACUAGGCAAUUUCUGAAUUUUCUUCCAAACGUCUCAUGCAUUCAUAAUGCGAAUUCCAGCCCAUUGAUGUACAUCUCAACCAAUCUUAACAACUCACAUGUUGUGGCCCUCCUAGACACUGGAUCGGCUAUUACACUCAUUUCCGAAACCGUUGCUCGCAAAAUUAAUGCACAUCUUCUCCGAUCAACUAAUACAACAGGUAUUACGGCAAACGGUACUCCGAUGCACCUCCUUGGCCAAUUCACCCCUAACCUAACUAUAGGAGACAAAACCAUCAGAAUAUUAUGCUACGUUGCUCCAGAUGCUCAGUGUUCUUCUUCAUUUAUCAUAGGUAAUGACGUUCUUCCUCAAUUGGCUUGCAAACUAUCGAUAGAUUAUCAAGCUAGCACCAUUUCGUUAGAUGAAAUGUCAAUCCCUUUCGUCACCACUGGUGUCAACAACUACAACUAUCUCCAACUUCCAGUCCAUCUAAUCGAGGAUACCACAUUUCCACCAUUUUCGGAUACGGCAGUCGUGGGCACCACUAAUACCUCAUUUCCGAAAGAUUGGGAACUCUUCACAUCAGACGACCACAAAACUCUACCACUGGGUGUCCAAAUCGGAAAGACGCUUUCGUGUCCAAACACUCAGGGCAGGGUCAUCUUAAGGAUCUUCAACGCAGGCUCAAAUUCAAUAACACUUCGCAAAAACAUAAAUAUGGCAACAGCAACUUUCGUCGGAGCAAACAUGCAAUGGAAACCAAUAUUUUCAUGA